Dimorphilus gyrociliatus is the source of this 1156-nucleotide messenger RNA. The record is from the annotation of a GenBank genome assembly. Lineage: Eukaryota; Metazoa; Annelida; Polychaeta; Dinophilidae.
GUUCUCCCGAUAAUUGCGCAAGUUAAGGUCAAUGUCAAUUUCUGUGACCCGAAAUUAUUUCCAUGAGUUGUUAAGUUAAUAUAGGUUUAAAAUGGUUACUAGUAGUUUUUUGAGGCUCACUGCAUCAGUAAUUUUCUGGAAUCGCAAUCGAUGCAAUUGCUUUAUAAAAAGAGCUUGCAGUACUAAUCAUCCAGUGGAAUAUGUUGAAAAGUCUAAAAGUCACGUUGUGGAAACCGAAGCAGAGAAAAAGUUUAAGUAUGUAAUGAGUAAAGUUCCACAGCCAGUUGUAGUUGUAACAACUGCUAAAGAAUCAAAUGAUGAUCAAUUGAUAAAAAGAGGAGUGACUUGUAGUUCUUUUACAAGUGUAUCUUUAAAGCCGCCAAUCAUAUCAUUCUGCAUGAAUAGGCCAAGCCGAAUGCACGAUUUACUAUUACAAACUGAGCUAUUUGCCGUACACGUUUUGGCUAAGGACCAAGUUGAUUAUGGAAUACAUUUUUCAAAAGCAUCUCUGAAUGGAAAAAACCAAUUUGAAGAAAUUCCCCAUAUAAUCAAUAAACAAAAUUUGCCAAUAAUUGAGAAUACAAGCGCAGUUCUGCUCUGUAACUAUCAUUCGGUGACAACAAUAGGUGAUCAUCACGUAUGGUACGGCUUAGUACGCAAUGCAGUUGUAAAUAAUCAAUCUGAAGAAGCUCUUUUAUAUUAUUCGAGAUCUUUCCACUCGAUUGGAGAUGAAGCUUUUAUGCAAGCUUUUGAGAAUAAAACUUUACCAUUUAAAGAUUGGACUCAUGAAGGUCAUUUACGAUUAGCCUGGAAUUAUAUUCGGUUAUAUGGAAAAGAGAAAGCUACGCCUUUAAUUAGAGAAGGAAUACAAAGAUAUAACGAAGAGAAUAAAGAUAAAAUUAAGCACGGAUAUAAUGAAACAAUAACCCAGUUCUACAUUUUUCAUGUGUCAGAAGCUAUUAAUCGCUAUGGUCACCCAGAUAUAACUUUUGAGGAGUUUUUACGCUUAAAUUCACAUUUAAUCGAUCCCCAACUCCCCUUCAAGUAUUAUUCUCUUGGAGUAAUACAAUCCAGUCAUGCUAAGGAAACUUUCGUCGCACCAGAUAAACAGACUCUAGUUUAACCUAAUAAAAUUUUUUUAACAAUAUCUGUUAUU